This is a messenger RNA of Porites evermanni, 537 nucleotides long. NCBI's taxonomy places the organism in Eukaryota, Metazoa, Cnidaria, Anthozoa, Scleractinia, Poritidae. The record is from the annotation of a GenBank genome assembly.
AUGCAAAUGUCUUGGAAAGUAAGUACGUCUUUAGUAACUCACACGCGAUCUCGUCGGUCUGAUAUUUCUCCAUAUUAUCACAGUCGUGCUUCCAUACCAGUAGGAUAUUACGGGACGGCUAUCAGGCGGAGACCAAUCCAUUUUGAGUUCGACAAUCCGUUCCAAAGUCGAAGGAAUUUUACAAACAGUCGGGAACGAUGGCGACAACACCAUGUCAACAUGGCCUUUGGGGAGCUCAGAAAACUUCUUCCUACAUACCCACCGGACAAAAAACUCUCAAAACACGACAUUCUUAAACUUUCUAUGAAGUACAUUACAUUUUUAAGCACUGUACUUAAAAAAAUGGACUCUAACGAGCCUGAUAUUUGCUCUGAUUGCGGUGUUCUGGGUAAUGAGGACUCAUCCAAGUGUUCACCAAGCCCAUCUGGCUCAACGUCAUCUAGUGACUGUGGGGUUUUGUCAACCAAGUUAGAUUUGGAACAUGUUAGUGUUGAGUCACUAACCUCUAAUAUUCAGCUUGAAGAAGCAAACAAAUGA